This is a messenger RNA of Zootermopsis nevadensis, 2426 nucleotides long. It is a transcript of the gene Exo70, whose product is annotated as exocyst complex component 7. Gene Ontology annotation, biological process: exocytosis. The record is from RefSeq and is a predicted model, not a curated record. Gene Ontology annotation, cellular component: exocyst. Lineage: Eukaryota; Metazoa; Arthropoda; Insecta; Blattodea; Termopsidae. Gene Ontology annotation, molecular function: phosphatidylinositol-4,5-bisphosphate binding.
AUAAAUAACAAUUACAGAAAACCGAAGAGUUGUUUUGCAAACAAACGGUAGCAAGCAUGUUAUAACCAGGAUCAUGCGGUAGACGUAAAUAGUAAUUUCGCUGUUCAAAUAUUGGUGCAACUGUCAGCAAGAAAAUGUGUGUGAGGCGUUGAAUGUUGGUGAUUUUUGUAUUAUCAAUUAUUUAUUGUAAUUGCAAUAAUGCACGAACCGAGUGAGACGAAGUAUGAAAUAGAAAACAAAUUAGAAAAGGAACUGAAUAACCUAAACUUACUGAAAGAAAGGGUGAGUCGCAGUAGUCAACUUACAAAGGGAAUGGUUGGGAUUUUAUCAUCAUUUGAACAUCGUUUAGCGCGCCUAGAGGAAACAAUUCUUCCCGUAUACAAUGAGACAGGAAAUUUACAGCGCAGACAAGAAAACAUUGAACGUACGCUGGCAGCAUUAGACCAUGUAGUAGGGUUUUAUGGAGUUAGUCAGGAUGUGGAACCUAUAGUUCGGGCUGGUCCUGGGCCAGUUGCAAAUGGUGGCUCGGGAUUAAAUGCUUUCUUGCAGGCAAUGAAUAAGCUGCAACUUGCACAGGAAUACUUUGAGAAAAACAAUCCACAAAGUGUUGAGCUUGAGAAUGUGUCAACUCUGUUUAAUUCUGGUGGUGAUGCACUGAAUCGAGAAUUUAAGGAAUUGCUGCUCCGACACAGCAGACCUGUUUCUCCAAUUAUGCUGCUGGAGCUGGUAGAAGACACACCAGUGGAAGAAACUCCUGUGUCUCUGAACCAGUUCCCAGAGACUGUUUCAAGUGAGCUGAAAUGCAUUGCAGACUGGCUCAUCAUGCACAAUCGAGAUGAAUACAUGAAUGUGUAUGCACGUGUACGUGCUACUGUGUUACUUAAGUCUUUACAACAACUGAAAGAACAGCAGAGAUCAUCUAGUGGUGGAAGUAUACAGGGCAUACCAGCAGCAAAUUCCCCCAUGGUGAGACCAAAAUUUCAAACCCCAGGCCGGAGAGCAUCCAAAAGACUGCACAUGUUUGAGAAGAAAGCCAACAAGAUGUUACAGAUUGCUACACAAACUCUUGAACAUUCCACAGGUUUUACAAUUGGAAAUAGACGUUCUGCAUUGCAUUUAGAAUCACGAGAAGACAUAGUGGAUGAGCAAGAGAUGGAGAACUACCUGGUAUGUGUGAUGGCCUUGCAGCGACUGAUGCAGAGUGAGCGCUCACUUAUGGUUGGCAUUGUGCCUCUGCAGCACCAGCAUCAAGUGUUCGAGAUCAUCAUCCGAGAUGCCAUGGAUAUGGUAGUUCAAGAUGGAGAGAAUAUAGCAUCUCGGGCCAAGCGCUGUAUCAACCGCCAUGAUUUUGCAGCAGUGCUGGUAGUGUUUCCUAUAUUGAAACACCUUCUCACAAUGCGUCCUGAAUUUGAACGGACUGUGGAAGGCUGUGAUUAUAAUGUUCGCUCAAAGUUUGCCUCAAUUCUCAACACUUUGCAUGGCACAGGAGCAAAGGCAUUAGAAGAUUUCAUAGAGAGUGUCCGCUCAGAUCCAAGCACGCAGCUGCCUAAAGAUGGGACAGUCCAUGAAUUGACAAGCAAUGUUCUGGUGUUCUUGGAGCAAUUGCUUGAUUAUGUGGACACCAUAGGGGGUGUGCUAGCACAGGACUCUGUGUACAGUAAUGCACUGACUCUAAUACCAGGACAUGGCAAAGUGGACAAGAACAAGGCUCUGGUGGGGAUAUAUAUUAAGAAGGUCUUGGUACAGUUAAACCUGACACUUGUUGGUAAGAGUGACCUGUAUAGUGACAUCUAUCUGCGAGCUGUGUUCCGUCUCAACAACAAUCAUUAUGUGCUAAAAGCCCUGCAACGUGCAGGACUACUUGACUUGGUUCAGCUUUCAGAGCCUGACUGUGAAGAGAGUUACCAUGACAUGAUAAGAGAGCACAAGAGGAUGUAUUCACAAAGUUGGAGUCGAGUUCUGAGCCACAUCUGUGGGGCUGAGGAUGCACCUAUAACUAUGGCGCAUGCAGGAAAACUGCGGGACAAAGACAGACACUUGAUUAAGGAGAGGUUUGCUGGUUUUAACAAGGAAAUGGAAGAAAUUGCUAGGGUACAACGCAGCUACUCAAUCCCAGACGUCGAGCUAAGAGAAAGUUUGAAGAGAGACAAUAAGGAGUACAUUCUGCCCAAGUAUCAUGCUUUCUAUGAAAAGUAUAGCACUGUUCCUUUUACGAAGAACCCAGAGAAGUAUAUCAAGUAUGCCCCAGCACAAGUGUCAGCACUGAUAGAUCGUUUCUUUGAUGUUGCAGCCUGAGUAAUUUAUAAUAUUAAAAAAACAGAAAUGUAAUGUAUUGUUGAUAUAUCAAAAAAAUAGGCAAUUGUAAAGAAAACAUACAGUGUCAAAAGAAACUUUUUAUUGAUUAUAAUAUUUUGUUCAGAACUGAA